ACAGGGUCUCAGGCAGAGCAGAGUCUCCAGAAGAGGAGAGUUCAGAUAAAGUGAUGCCUUCACUCUGUACUGUUCUUGUGCUUUUCAGCAAAGUCUAUGGUCUGCUUGGGAAGAAUGUUGAUCAGCCUUACGCACUGGUGGGAGCUCAGCUUGGAGACAAUGUGACUCUCCCAUGUUUCCAUGCUCACAAAUUUGUGUCCUUUGCCAGCUGGUUUAAGCAGCCUCUUGGAGAGAAACCCCGGAUUAUAGCAAUGACAAUGGACCCUAAAUCAGGUACUAUAUUGUUCAAUGAGUUUAAAAACAGCACACGCUUCAGUGCUAAAGCAGCGAAGGGGAGCUUUAACCUGACUGUGUCACAAGUAGAGCCGUCUGAUUCUGCAACAUACUACUGCAGUACUACAGGCUACAAUGAGAUCAGCUUUGGAGAUGGAGCUACUUUAAUGGUGACGGGUUCAGAGUCACUCAGCAGGACAGUAGUACUGCAACAGCCCGAGUCUGAGUCAGUGCAGUCAGGAGACUCUGUGACUCUGCAGUGUACAGUACACACUGAGACCUGUACAGGAGAACACAGCGUGUACUGGUUCAGACAGGGCUCAGGAGAGUCCCCUCCAGGAAUCAUUUACACCCAUGGAAACAGGAGUGAUGAGUGCCAGAGGAGCUCUGGGGCUGUGUCUCCCACACAGAGCUGUGUCUACAACUUCCCCAAGAGGAACCUGAGCUCCUCUGAUGCGGGGACUUACUACUGUGCUGUGGACAUCUGUGGAGAGAUCCUGUUUGGGAACGGGACCAAGCUGGACUUUGACCGGAAUGAAGCUUUGCCUCUUUAUUGCAUGGCGGGAGCUUUGGCGUUGAGUGUGAUUCUAAAUAUUGUCCUCGCUCUGAAAAGGAGAAAGAGCUGUGUGAAUUACAAAGGUAAGAGACCAGGUUUAACGGUGUGGUAUGUGUCGAUCUAUUUUUUAUUUACAACAUAUACACAGUACAAUAAAAUAAGAAAUUAUUACCUCAAGUCCUCCUCUUAUCUGUACAGUUUGAGUUUUACAGCGCAGAGGACAAACAGGGUCUCAGGCAGAGGAGAGUCUCCAGAAGAGGAGAGUUCAGAUACAGUGAUGCCACCACUCUGUGCUGUUCUUGUGCUUUUCAGCAAAGUCUAUGGUCUGCUUGGGAAUAUAUUUCAGCCUGACGUGCUGGUGAGAGCUCAGAUUGGAGACACUGUGACUCUCCCAUGCUUCUACACUGCACAAGAAUGGAAUUAUAUCAGCUGGUUAAAACAGCCUCUUGGACAGAAGCCUCAGCUCAUUGUAGUACAAAUUUCCUAUCAAUCAGAUCAUACUUUUUUUAAUGAGUUUAAAAACAGUGAACGCCUCAGUGCUAAAGCAUCAAAGGAGGGCUUUAACCUGACCGUGUCACAAACUGAGCCGUCUGAUUCAGCCACAUACUACUGCGCUAUUGGACGUUACAGUGAAAUCCACUUUGGAAAUGGAACCACUUUAAUGGUGAUGGUAAAUGGUUCAGAGUUACACAGCAGGACAGUAGUACUGCAGCAGCCCGAGUCUGAGUCAGUGCUUUCUGGAGACUCUGUGACUCUGCAGUGUACAGUACACACUGAGACCUGUGCAGGAGAACACAGUGUGUACUGGUUCAGACAGGGCUCAGGAGAGUCCCCUCCAGGAAUCAUUUACACCCAUGGAACCAGGAGUGAUGAGUGCCAGAGGAGCUCUGGGGCUGUGUCUCCCACACAGAGCUGUGUCUACAACUUCCCCAAGAGGAACCUCAGCCCCUCUGAUGCUGGGACUUACUACUGUGCUGUGGCCACCUGUGGGGAGAUCCUGUUUGGGAACGGGACCAAGCUGGACUUUGAGGGGAAUGAACAUCUUCCUCUUUACUGCUUGGCGGGAGCUUUGGCGUUGAGUGUGAUCCUAAAUAUUGCCCUCGCUCUGAACAGGAGAAAAAACUGUGAGAACUGCAAAGGAGCUGCAUCAAACAACCAAGUGAGCGGAGCAGACAUGGCGAGCAAACAGAGUCAAGAGGAAGCAAUGAAUUACGCUGCUUUGACUUUCACCACCAAGAAACCCAAAGUGAGGAGGAACAAGAGGGAAGUGGAGAGAGAAACGGUUUACUCAGAUAUGAGAUUUAGAGACCGCGAGUGAAGCUUUCCAUAAAGAUUCAUCUUCAGCACAAGAACGAUCAAAAUGUUCCCUCGCCGAAAUUGGUGAACAUCAUACAAUUUGGCUGUAAAUGAUAUAACACUUAUAGGAUUUGCCUAGAGCUGUGCUUGUUCUUAAAUUCGGCCAUUUUUCAAAUACACAAAAUAAAAAUUUGUACACUGUCUGACAGUGUCUGAUAAAUGGUCCUCGAAGUUGUUGAGUCGGUUUAGGGCAGCAGUGUAGUACAAUGGUUAGGGAACAGGGCGUGUAACCCGAUUCUCAGGUGAAGCAUUGCCCUUGUACUCUUGAGCAAGGCUGUCAACCCAGAUGACUUCAGUAUGUAUCCAACAGUAUAAAAGGAAACGGUGCGCACAUGUAAAAUUGCGCAAAAAUUGCACAAAUAUUGUGUGGUUUUCACUGAGUGUCUGCCUGUGUUCCUGCCUCUGUGUUAUUUUUUGCCUGAGAGCUUGCCCGUGUUUCCCUGUGCCUGUUUUUGUCUGCCUGUUUCUGCCCUGCCUCUGUUUGGCUUCGUCUGAUUUUUGUAUUUUCUGUUUUCUGUUUUUUUUUGUAUUUUCGUUUUGUUCUUUUUGCGAUUCGCCCUGCGAGGCAUUUUUUGGUUUCCUGCGUUUGUUCCUGAGUUUUUGUAAUUAAAAUCUUUGAGUGAAUUUUC
Molecule: messenger RNA, 2814 nt
Organism: Anguilla rostrata (American eel)
Lineage: Eukaryota; Metazoa; Chordata; Actinopteri; Anguilliformes; Anguillidae
Exons: 10
Coding region: 54-2147 (697 amino acids)
Biological process (GO): response to bacterium
Source: RefSeq, a predicted model, not a curated record